ACCUUGUAAAGAAGGAAUCAGAAUUGAAAGCAAUGGCGCCACAAAUAAAGCUUAAAGAAAAGUUGCAGGAAGAACUAAUGAAAGUAGCCCCUAAAAAGAUCGUGAAGCUCAGGCAAACAUAUCUUGCCAUAGAAAAAUCGAGGAAAUUUUGGAAGACAACCCACGAAGAAUUAAAGGUAGUUGCGGUUCAAAGGAAUCAAGAGAAAAUAAAAAUCCAUCAUCAAAAGAAGAUCAUGUCGGAGGUGUUAAAAGAGCUUCAGGUAGUGGCAUCAGGAGAUCUUGAGAAAAGAAGUGAGAGAGAGGAAAGAAGGAAUACCAUUCAGAGAGUGAUGCACCAAGAGUUGAUGACAGUUUUGACAAGGAAAAAAUUAGAGAAAGAGCAGCACACAAAACAGAAGGGAACAAUGGUGCAGAUGUUGAUAGAACUUAAGGUAGUGGCCUCAAAAGAAUUGAAGAGCAGAACUGAGAGAGAAGAAAGAAGGGAGACAAUUUGGAAAGCUAUUCAUAAAGAGCUGAUGAAAUUCAACAAAGGCACCAACCCAGAGGACGAGGAAGAGGAUUUAUUUGUCCCUCGAAAGCUUUUCAUGUUCAAGGUGGAAACAUUCAAAAACUCUCCACCGAAUGUUGAGACUACACAACGCCACAAGGAAACAGAGAUUAAGAAGGACCUGUGUACCUCAAGUGUAGGACAGGUGCCCACUCCACCAAAAAAGAAGUCUUUCAGAGGAAGGCUAAGGAAAUUCUUUGGUUUAAAAUAAGAGACUGUGUGUGUGGAACCUCAUGAAGAAACUUAAGAUAUUCACUGAUAAUUUCCGCCUGAACAUAACUU
Messenger RNA from Saccostrea cuccullata (small rock oyster), 829 nucleotides. RefSeq lists its product as uncharacterized. The coding region runs from base 33 to 758 and encodes 241 amino acids. The record is from RefSeq and is a predicted model, not a curated record. Lineage: Eukaryota; Metazoa; Mollusca; Bivalvia; Ostreida; Ostreidae. The transcript is spliced from 9 exons.